This is a messenger RNA of Selaginella moellendorffii, 2165 nucleotides long. RefSeq names its product nucleolar MIF4G domain-containing protein 1. Bases 11 to 1897 code for a protein of 628 amino acids. The record is from RefSeq and is a predicted model, not a curated record. NCBI's taxonomy places the organism in Eukaryota, Viridiplantae, Streptophyta, Lycopodiopsida, Selaginellales, Selaginellaceae. Gene Ontology annotation, biological process: ribosomal small subunit biogenesis. Gene Ontology annotation, cellular component: nucleolus. The transcript is spliced from 11 exons. Gene Ontology annotation, molecular function: RNA binding; protein binding.
UUUAUGAGAGAUGAAGCGCAGGCGCAAAUUCCAGGACUACCUGGAGAUGGAGCUGGGCAAGGAUGCGUCCACGGCCGCCGGCGAGGCCGCAUUCCAGCGGCGCCUCGCGAAGCAGCUCAAGCUCAAGCGUGGGAAGCUGGACGAUGUCGGCGAUGGACUGGCGGGAUUGCUGGCAGGAAUCGGCAGCGAGGGCUUGUCCUCUGAUGAACAAGGCUCUGAUCCAGGUGAUUUGCAAGGGGAGAAUGAUCACUCCAGUGACAAGGAUGAGGAUUCCGAUGGCGAUGGCGGUGACGGUGAUCGUUCUAGUGGUGAAAGCGAGUCCGGUGAGCAAUCUAGUUCUGGCGAUGAAUUGGAGGCUGAGCCGGAGCAAGCCUCCAGUGCUAAGUACGUUCCUCCUCACCAGCGAAAGAAGGAUCCUUCCGAGGAUGAAGUUCGCGUCAAACGAAGAAUCAAAGGUCUCUUAAAUCGACUCUCGGAAGAUAAUGUGGAGACUCUAACAUCGGAGAUUGCCGAGUUCUUCCAGUUCCAUAGCAGGAGCUUCAUGACCGAGACGAUCACUGACCAUGUUUUGGAGUCUUGCUCCAGUGGUCCCCGCGGUAACGAGCAGUACGCAGCAGUCUUUGCAGCGAGCAUCUCUGGCACCGCUUGUCUCGUCGGGAUGGAUUUCGGUGCUAAUUUUAUGGCGGGCGUUGCUUCGUGCUUUGAGAGACAAUAUGAAAAGAAGGAUGGUCUAGCUGUUCGCAACCUUACGCUACUUAUUUCUUCGCUCUACAGCCUGGGGUUGAUUACAAGCGAGCUGGUGUACGAUCUCUUGCACCAUCUCUGCAAACGAUUCCAGGAAAUAGAUGUCGCCACUAUUUUGCACAUUAUUCGAAGUUGUGGAAUGGCGCUUAGGACCAGCGAUCCAGUAGCGAUGAAAGAGUUUAUUCUUGCUGUUCAAGAAUGCACGUUGGAUUUAAAGCGUUCCACGACCAAUGGAGAAAUGCCCAAACGAGUGGAAUUUAUGCUCGAGGCGAUUUGCGAAGUUAAAAACAAUAAGCGUAGAGUAGAUGAACCAGCUCGGCAUCCAAGGAUGAAGAAGUGGCUUCAAAAGCUGAAAGUCGAGGACGUGCAACUGCGUUCAUUACCCUGGAAGAAGCUAGUCGAUCCUCAAAAGAAAGGUCAGUGGUGGCUCGGGACAGUCUCGAAUGAAGCAGACGAGGCCGAGGUUCCAAAAGUGGUGGAUCUGAUUGACUCUGGGGUAGUCGAAGCUGAAAAGAUGCUUAAGCUAGCAGCUGCUCAAAGAAUGAACACAGACGCAAGACGAGCUAUCUUCUCGAUUGUCAUGAGCAGCGAAGACUACAUUGACGCAUUCGAGAAACUACUGAGGCUCACCUUGAUGGGGAAACAGGACCGAGAAAUCAUGAGAGUCAUCCUCGAAUGCUGCCUCCAAGAGAAAGUUUUCAACAAGUAUUACGCACUGCUGGCUUCCAAAUUAUGUCACCAUGACAAAAACCACAGAUUCACCUUACAGUAUUGCGUCUGGGAUCAGUUCAAAGAGCUGGCCAGCAUGGAAGCAAGGCGCAGCAUCAAUCUGGCCAAGUUCCUCGCUUUCCUGGUCGGAUCCUCCGCCUUAUCCUUGACAGCACUCAAAGCGGUAGACUUUGGCGAUUCCCGGACCAUGACAGCACGGGUGGUGGUCCACUUCCGUGCGUUUUUCGAGGCACUGCUCACGGACAAGGACGACACCUUCGUCUCCACGGCAUUCUCCCGCAUCGCUCGCGCACCCGAGCUCUCGGCGCUCCAGGCCGGCGUUGCCGUGUUCUUGAGGCGCUACGUGAAGCCAACGGGUGGCGCUUUGCUACAGCGAAAGUGUCUCAUCGCCAGGAAAGCUUUGUCGUCCGCCACGACCAUUUGAUGUGGACGACGAGAAGAUCAUCAUCAUCGCUCCAUCGCGACCGAGCGAGGGCGACCUUUUGAAACACCGUUAUCUCUGCGCGAGAUUUCUCGAUCGCUCACGUCUUCUUCCAAAGACUCGAAUCGAUUGAAUCGAUCCGCGAGAGAAUCCCGAAAAGACUUUGACGCGCGAGGCUUUACUGGCGCCAAGGUGUCAAUGGUUGAAUUUAAAAGCGCCGGAUAUUCCACCGGAUAUGCCCACAUUUGGCGGAGGACUCGCUUAAAUUAAA